AUGUCACAGUCACCGUCUUCGGCCGGUGCUAUGGGUAUUGGGAAUGUGCUCAACACCAAGGGGAACGCUUCCAGUGCACAAGCCCUGCAACCAGGUGCAACGCCCGACCAACAGGCACCCGCUGCUCCACCUCAUCCCCUGCUCCCAGUCGAUCGGCCGAACUCCCCUCACGGCUCUGAGCAUUCAAGAUACUCCGGCCCGAUGAACACGUCGUACCCUUCCCCCACUGCCAUGGGCGCAGCGCCGUUACCGCCGGUGCCUAGUGCUAAUAUGGCGCCCGCCCCGAUGGGUAUGCCUGGCAUGGCACCGAAUGCCAUGACUGGGAUGCCCCCAGGAAGCUAUAAGGUUGAAGCACCGUCUCAGGCACCGGCUCAGGCUCCCCUCAAGGCUUACCCUUGCAGCACCUGCGGGAAACCUUUUGCCAGACGGAGUGAUCUUGCGCGCCAUGAGCGCAUCCAUAGCGGCAUCCGACCUCAUGUUUGUGAUUACCCAGGCUGUGGCAAGCAGUUCAUCCAACGGUCCGCUCUCACGGUCCACCAACGUGUGCAUACAGGCGAAAAGCCCCACCGGUGUGAGCGCUGUGGCAAGCCCUUCAGUGACAGCAGCUCUUUAGCGCGGCAUCGCAGGAUCCACUCAGGCAAGCGGCCAUACAAAUGCCCUUAUGCAGACUGCCAAAAAACCUUCACGCGCCGCACGACACUCACUAGACACCAAAACCACCAUGUGGGCACAGUUGAGGAUUCGGCGCGGGCGCGGGCCGAAGCCUUGGCCCAGGGUGCGAGUGCUGCUGCUGCGGCGGCGGCGGCGGCGGCAGCAGUCGCGAGAACCAAGUCGCAGUCGGAGAGUGAGCAGGCGUCGAAUCCUGCAUCUCCCCUUUCGAACCCAUCUCCCGCCCAACGCACCAUGUCCAUGUCGCCGGGUGCAGAGCUAGCCAACAUGAAUAACAUGCAGUAUCUGAGCAACAAUUCCAUUCCGGCGCACCUACGGACUGAUGUCCACGUUGGCAGCCCAGCAUCCACUGCGUCAUCAGGCUACAACAACGGCGUCCGUCCAACGUCCCAUCCUUCCGGCUAUGUCCCGCCCCAGACACUCGAACCCAAUUUGGAGCAGCACCAACAGGGUCCCGGUAGCGCGGCUGGGAGUCCGCACAUCGGUAGUGUCGGAUGGGCCUCGCCCGGCCCUGUCGGCUCCCCAGCUCAAAGCCCAAACGGCAACGGAUACGUGUAUCCUGACCCCGAGUCAUACCCGACAGGCACCCCCAUGGGACAGAUGUUUUACAACAGUGCCGCGGCAAUCAGACGGCCUGGCAGCGCAGAGCCGGGCAAUUCGAAUCAGCAGAGAGAACUCUGGGCAAAUGCUCAGUAA
Canariomyces notabilis is the source of this 1365-nucleotide messenger RNA. RefSeq lists its product as uncharacterized. The coding region runs from base 1 to 1365 and encodes 454 amino acids. Lineage: Eukaryota; Fungi; Ascomycota; Sordariomycetes; Sordariales; Chaetomiaceae. Gene Ontology annotation, biological process: regulation of transcription by RNA polymerase II. The transcript is spliced from 3 exons. The record is from RefSeq and is a predicted model, not a curated record. Gene Ontology annotation, molecular function: DNA-binding transcription factor activity, RNA polymerase II-specific; RNA polymerase II cis-regulatory region sequence-specific DNA binding. Gene Ontology annotation, cellular component: PcG protein complex; transcription regulator complex; chromatin.